Messenger RNA from Diplodia corticola, 873 nucleotides. RefSeq names its product glutamate 5-kinase. The transcript has 5 exons. NCBI's taxonomy places the organism in Eukaryota, Fungi, Ascomycota, Dothideomycetes, Botryosphaeriales, Botryosphaeriaceae. Gene Ontology annotation, molecular function: ATP binding; glutamate 5-kinase activity. The record is from RefSeq and is a predicted model, not a curated record. Gene Ontology annotation, cellular component: cytoplasm; cytosol. The coding region runs from base 1 to 873 and encodes 290 amino acids.
AUGUCUCGUACCGUCGUGAUAAAACUGGGCACUUCUUCCAUCAUCGAUGAGACUACUCACAGCAUACGGUACUCGCUUGUACAGGAUGUAGCGUCCACCAUUGCUGCGCUGCGUGACUCUGGCUGCAGAGUAGUCCUUGUGAGCUCUGGAGCUGUCGGGUUUGGGUUGCAGCAGAUGGGCUUUGCAUCGCGUCCCGACAACCUGUCUGGAAAGCAGGCACUCUCGGCCAUUGGGCAGGCUGAAAUGAUCUUGAUGUGGUCCAAAGUCUUCGCUCAGAGAGGCAUCACUGUGGCCCAAGUUCUGCUCACGCAUGACGACAUCGCAUCGCCUGAACGCUACGACAAUGCCGUUCGAACACUGAAUGAGCUGCUCUCCAUCGGUGUGGUGCCCAUCGUGAACGAAAAUGACACGGUAUCCACCAAGGAAAUCCAGAUAGGAGACAACGACACCCUCGGAGCCAUCACAACCGUGAUGAUUCGCGCCUCUUAUCUCUUCCUACUCACCGACGUCGAUGCCCUCUACGAAAGUAAUCCGAAAUACGACGUCAACGCCUCGAGAAUCCAUUUCGUCACGUCAAUCAGUUCGCUCAAAGACCGCAUCGACUCGUCCAACCUCGGCCCCGGCUCGACGAGUGGGACAGGUGGAAUGGCGACCAAACUGCGUGCAGCAGAGAUUGCCUCUGAAGCGGGCAUCUUCACCGUUCUCGCGUCUUCUUCAAGACCGUCCGUCGUCAGUGACAUUCUCAAGUACUACGACGAUGAGCCAAUGUUGGAUUCUAUUUCGAUGAUGUCCGAGUCCUUUUCUGUUUCCGGUGACAGCAAGGGCGUGCGUCCGCUGCAUACCCUCUUCAUCCCGGACAAUUUCCUGCCCUAG